This is a messenger RNA of Parascedosporium putredinis, 3303 nucleotides long. The record is from the annotation of a GenBank genome assembly. Lineage: Eukaryota; Fungi; Ascomycota; Sordariomycetes; Microascales; Microascaceae.
AUGGCCGACGCCUCGACGACGCAGGCGGCCCUCCCGCCGCAGGCGAACAGCGCCGACUGCGGCACAGCAUGCGUGCCCCGCAGCGCCGAGACCACCUCUUCGUCCAACCCGCGGUGGGAAGAAUUAGAAGAGGAAUUCUAUCGGGGCCCCAUGACGACAAUGUGGAAUCCGCCCCUGAGCAUCUUGGACGAGGACAUUGACAGGGCCGACCUGUAUUUCUACUCUCCCGCCAUCUGCCCCUUGGGCUGGUACCCCGCGUACCCGGCUUUUCCGUUCCUCAACCGCACCGAAGGUGUCACCUCCACGUUACCUUGCCGCUCUCGAAACCGACCCCUGGUCAACACGGUUUGGUCGUGGACCGUCGCCCACUCGCUGCUGCCGCUCGAAUCAUUGGUGACAGCCACGGAUGGGUGGCUCGUUGUUUCGGAAGGCAUGCCGGGACCUCCGACUCCCGAUGCUUUGAUACCACGCCACCUAGAGCAGCAGCCCGAUAGCAUCCACAUCACCGGCCGCGACGCGAUCCCUACCUUUGCACCGGGCUCCCCGAUCAGAGUGCCCGAGGUCGCUUAUACCGAAUACGCCCUGCCCUCCCCAGAAGGGCAGCAAGUCGCCAGCAUCAUCAUGUGCAUGAUCCCCGUCGUGGUCGGCCUCGUCGCCAGCGCGCUCGGUUUCGCCCACCGCGAUCCAGCGUAUACUCCGCGGAUCAUGACCUGGCCGUCCCUCGUGUUGCUCGCCAGCAUCCUGAUCGCGGCCAUCGGGCUCAUCCGCGUCGCCCAGGACGUGCUGCGCCUCGACGACCGUGGCGUCUCCGACCUCGUCACGGGGAUUCGCCGCCUGCGCAGACGAGAGGUGGAGUUCCGUCCGGGCCCGGUCCGGUGGGAGGGUCCCCGCGUGGUCAGUACCCCUCCUUCCUGGCCACCCAGUCAGCCAACGAUGCGAGACCCACCGGUGGUCGGGGUCCAAGUCCGCCCCACCGAGGUCUACGCGAGCGUCGAAACCUCGCCGGUCGACCAAAAAGCGUAUUUCGACGAGCUUGUGGGAGACGGCGGAAACGGUUGGCACCUUGCCUGCCCGGGUGACAUUGACGACAGAUUCUUUACCGAGAUCCGAUCGGAAUGGCUGCGCUUUCCCGACUAUGUUUACAUUUCUGUUGUGCAUAUCGAUCAUGCUGAUGAUGGCGUUAUGAGAUUCGACCUCGUGUUGGAACUGGGCGAGGGCGAAGACUGGAACAGAGAGCCAUCGGGGCCUGGUAAAGCCGGUCAAGCCUCCAAAUCUUAUGAUCAAUCCCUAAUCAAAGAUUUCGAGGAGUACCUGGCCCUGUUCGGUGAAGACGUAGACUUGGAGAUAUUGCUUGCAUUCUUCUCUUUUGACGACGACGUCGAGCCCUCCGGCGUUGCUCAUGGAGCGGAGAAUGACGCGGGCGAAAAGGCACACGCCCCCGAGGGUAUUCAGGGCGCUGGAAGCGGCGGCCAAGGUGUCGGGGAACUCGUGGUGGCCUCUGGGGGCUCUGGGGGCAGGCUGGUCGCUGUCGGCAGUGCUGGGACUGGCAGUGAUGGAGAGAAUGUCGACGGAGCUGAGGUAGCCGGAAGUGCGGGGAAUAGCGGCGCUGGCGGUGCUGGUGAAGCUAACGGUGUUGCGGGAGGCCUUGCUCCCACUAGCGGUGCCGGCAGGGACGAAAGGAAAUCAUCUCCCUCCGGUCCCCGACCUGGAAGACCAGCAGCGGGCGACACCGAGAGCGGCGAGACCUCUUCGCCACUGUACAUCCUCAACAUCUUCACAGAGGCCGACUACUUCUUCGCCUACUUCUUCCCGAACCUGCUCACCGUCCUCUUCACGGUCCCCUGGCGAAUCACUUCUUUCCGGCCUGUUGCCCCCAUCCUACCCCUCAUCAACCGCGACUGGGCCGUCGUGUGGGCCGCCACCCUUGAGUACAUCUGCGCCAUCCUGGCCCCGGUCGCCGCCGAGGCGGUGGGCAUGGGCGUCAUGGGGCCUUGCGACGACUUUGACGCCGCGAACUGCCUCAUCGUCGUCGAGGUGCUGCCAAAAGUUGCCGUCAUCGCCCAGUGUCUCUUGGGCGCCAUGGUCUUCGCCAUCAUAGCUUUGCUGUACACCUUGUCGGGCCGCACGAGCGCGCUCCGCAACGACCCUCGCAGCAUUGUCGGCAUCACCGCGCUUCUACGCAAUGAAGAGACGCGCCGGAAACUCAAGAGUAUACCCGAGAAGGAUCUUCAAAGUAUCAAGGCUAUUUGCGAACAACUUGGCCAAGAGAGAUUUAAGACGGGUAAUUUUCUACCCCCUCUCGGCCUCUCCGAGUACGGAAUCAUUCCAGUGAAUCCAACAUCGGCGAGGGGCCCUGAUCCCGCACAACUCGAGCCAGGUCCAAACGUGCAAGGCCCAACCAUGUCCCGUACCGAUACGGGGAGCACAGAUGCUAGCGAGGAUGCGGAUGGCGGCGAUGUCCUGAAGCCGCUGGACGUGAGGUGGAGCUGCUGGACUCUUCUAGGUUUCGCAGCCCUGCACCUCGGCCUCGUCGCCAUGAUUCUUUAUUGGCGCCUGACGUCUCGCGGCGAUUCGUACGCGGAGAACAAAACAGCGUUUAGCAAGUUUAUGAUGAGCCAGCGGUUUGGCGUGAGGUUUCUAUUUGCGGCUCUGGGCGUUGCCAUCAACUUUUGUUGGAUGGCCGUAUUCAAUGAUGCCCUCGUCCUCAUACCCAUAUGGAACCUCUCCCAAGGCUACCGCAACGCAGAAAGCACCAUCCUCCGCCACUACACAACCGACCCUUACUCCGAGCUCGUGCGUAGCCUCCGCGCCCGCCGCUUCUUCACAGCCUUUCUCAGCUUCGUCGUCGUGCUCAGCGACUUUCUCCCCGUGAUCCUCACCAACGUGCCGUACAGCCGACUCCUCACCAACAUGGCCAACUGGGUCAACGUGGGUCUAUCUAUGGCCAUCCUGAGCCUCAUGGCCACCGCCCUCGUGGCCCUGGCCUUCCUCAUGUGGAGGUACCGGCCCAAGUUCUUCAUCCCGCUGGACGUAUUGCGCAAGAACCCGCUGCUGGGCAUCAUGAUGCUGGCCUGCAGCUCCGAGACCACGGCGGCCGCGGUGGGCGGCCUGUCCAUCAUGACGACGGGCGAGCAGGCGGCCGCGGUGAAAAAGGUGGGCGCGUAUUAUAAGCUCGUCGGAGCGGCGGAACGAGGGCAAAGGGCGAGGAUAGAGAUGAUUGAUGGAGACGCGUCGGCUGUGGAGGAAAAGGCAGAGGAGGAGAGAAAGGGCGCGACGGGUCAACCGACAUCAGACGCGUCUUGA